Eucalyptus grandis is the source of this 1159-nucleotide messenger RNA. RefSeq names its product probable xyloglucan endotransglucosylase/hydrolase protein 23. Gene Ontology annotation, cellular component: cell wall; apoplast. The transcript has 3 exons. NCBI's taxonomy places the organism in Eukaryota, Viridiplantae, Streptophyta, Magnoliopsida, Myrtales, Myrtaceae. Gene Ontology annotation, biological process: cell wall biogenesis; xyloglucan metabolic process. Gene Ontology annotation, molecular function: hydrolase activity, hydrolyzing O-glycosyl compounds; xyloglucan:xyloglucosyl transferase activity. Bases 27 to 905 code for a protein of 292 amino acids. The record is from RefSeq and is a predicted model, not a curated record.
AGCAACACACUCACAUUCAUAGAUAGAUGACCUUUCCAAGCGUCCUCUCAAAUAAGAUGGCCUUGGCAGUGGUUUUCCUCGGCUUAUUGGCGAUGGCGGCGGCCGCUGCGGGCAAUUUCAACGAAGACUUCGACAUCACAUGGGGCGACGGCCGCGCGAAGAUUCUCAACAGCGGCCAGCUCCUGACGUUGUCCAUGGACAAGACAUCAGGGUCAGGCUUCCGAUCCAAGAAGCAGUACUUGUUUGGCAAGAUCGACAUGCAGCUAAAACUCGUGCCAGGGAACUCCGCUGGGACUGUUACCGCUUAUUAUCUUUCUUCUUUGGGUUCUGCUCACGACGAAAUCGACUUCGAGUUUCUUGGUAAUCUGAGUGGCGACCCUUACAUCCUCCACACAAACGUAUUCACGCAAGGGAAGGGAAACAGAGAGCAACAGUUCUAUCUCUGGUUCGACCCCACCAAGGACUUCCACACCUACUCCAUCUUGUGGAAUCCCCAAAGCAUCGUCUUUUCCGUGGAUGGAACUCCCAUAAGAGAGUUCAAGAACCUCGAGUCAAAGGGCGUCGCGUUCCCGAAGAGCCAGGCCAUGUGGAUAUACUCGAGCCUGUGGAAUGCGGACGAUUGGGCCACAAGGGGCGGGCUUGUGAAGACCGACUGGACGCAAGCCCCGUUCACAGCUUCCUACAGAGGCUUCAACGAUGCACAGGCCUGCAUCUGGUCAUCGGGAUCCUCAUCGUGUUCCUCAUCCUCCUCGUCCUCGGGAAACAACUCUUGGCUAUCGCAAUCUUUGGAUGCGACGGGCGAGCAAAGAAUCAAGUGGGUGCAGAAGAAUUACAUGAUAUACAACUACUGCGCCAACACCAACCGCUUCCCACAAGGACCACCUCCUGAAUGCUCUCCUUCUUAGAAGAAGAAAGGAGAAAACAGCACAUGCAUAUGAUCACCGGCCUCAUUCAUUUUUCUUUUCUAAUUUAGUCAUAUUUUCAUUUAUGUUGACAUAAUUCCUCUUCGACUAGGCUUGAAUCAUUAUUCCUCUCAUUUUCUUUGCAAGGAAGUGCACUAUCAGUGAGCUUUAUACCUUGUAGCUUCUUCAGUAAUAACGAAAUGUAUGGAUUUCAUGCACAUUUCUCAUAUUUUAGUGAAAUUCAAUGGUUCUUUAUA